CAUCUGCCAAAAAAAACCAGACAUAACCACACUUUUUUAAAUAUUGGGGCUUGUUUAUGUGGUGAAAAUACUGUUCAAUUUUCUGUGCAAGCAUGUCGAAGAGAAAAUUUGAAAAUCUGUUUUCCGAACCGUCUAGAAAGCGCCAUGCAGCUGAACCAAACACUAAGAAACACACACUUGAUAGUGAUGAAGAGGACUAUGUGGACGACAGUAAUGUUAUGGAUGAAAAUGAUAUAGAAGGGGAGGAAGAUGGAAUGGCUGGACAAGAUGGUGAACAAAGAAUGACCGCUUUUAACAUGAGAGAGGAACUGGAAGAAGGGCAUUUUGAUCGAGAUGGUCAUUUUAUUUGGAAAAACGAAAAAGAGGUACGCGACAAUUGGCUUGAUAACAUUGACUGGCAUAAAAUAAAACACAAUUCCGAAACUGCCAAUAAAUAUGAUGUGGAAGAAACCGGCAUGGAAGCAAACAGUGACUCAGAAGAUGAAGCUGAAGAACCGUUUGCUGAACUGGAGACCUAUAAAGAAAUCUUAGUAUUUCUCCAGCCAAAAGAGACCAUAAAUAAGGCCAUCAAACGUCUUGGGGGCGAUAUGACUAAACUGUCCAGCGUGGAACGAUUGAGAAGAAAGAAAGCUGGAACAUUGAUAAUAUCUGAAGACGUUACCAAACUAACAGAAUUGGCCAAUCAAAUCCUAACCCGAUUGGGAAACAUGGAUGUGUAUCAGGAAACAUACGAAUUAAUUCAAGCAAAACUGAAAAACAGCAAAGGAAAAAAGUCGGCAAAUGCUGAACCAGAACUCGACAUGUAUGCUGAUGAUUUCGAAGUUAAGGAAAAAGAAAAAUUAGACGACGAGCCGUCAACAAGUGAUAAAACUGCGGAGGGAAGUACUUCCGCAGACAACUUGCAACCCGUUGAGUUAAAAUGGGAGUUCAAAUGGUCGGCAGAUGACGACAAAGUGGAAGGUCCGUUUAGUACCGCCCAAAUGAUCAAAUGGCAGAACGAGAACCAUUUCAAGCCGGGCGUGAUGGCCAGAAAGUGUGGUGAAAGUUCCAAUUUUUACUCACUGAGUCGAAUAGACUUUGAGCUGUAUGAGUAAUUUCUAUAAAUUUAUAUGAAUAGAAGUGCAUUUGAAAAAGGGAAAUCUAUUAGUUUUUCCUAAUUUUACUUAACUUUGUUGGUUCCACCGAUACCAUUAGACUGAAAACUUAGUUUAAAAAUACAUGGUUCUCUAAUUAA
Molecule: messenger RNA, 1234 nt
Organism: Dendroctonus ponderosae (mountain pine beetle)
Lineage: Eukaryota; Metazoa; Arthropoda; Insecta; Coleoptera; Curculionidae
Gene: holn1
Product: CD2 antigen cytoplasmic tail-binding protein 2 homolog
Exons: 6
Coding region: 93-1094 (333 amino acids)
Cellular component (GO): U5 snRNP
Molecular function (GO): protein binding
Source: RefSeq, a predicted model, not a curated record